AUGGUGCUCUUCAAGCAGGCUCUCGCAGCCGCGACGUGCUUCGGAUGUGCCGCUGCAGUCGACAUCAUCGUUCAAUCUUCCGGCGGCAACGUGACGGGCAAAUUUGGGCAUCCAUAUGGCUACGGUUUCCUGCACGAAGACAUCAACAACUCCGGUGACGGCGGCAUCUACGCCGAGCUGAUCCAAAACCGCGCCUUCCAGUACAGCCCAGAGUUCUCCGUCUCAACGGCGCAUUACUUCCCCAUCAAUGGCGCCAGUCUGAGCAUCCAGUUCCUGGACGAGCCGCUGUCGAAGGCGUUACCGGCUUCGAUGCGCGUUGCGGCGAGCAGCAACAGUAGCGGUAAGAUUGGCUUCAAGAACGAGGGCUACUGGGGAAUGGCUGUUAGUCAGCAAAAGUAUAUAGGGUCGUUCUGGGUUAAGGGCGCUUACAACGGGUCAUUCACUGCGUCGAUGCAGUCCAACUUGACGGAUGAGGUUUUUGGAUCGGUCGAAGUGAAGUCUAAGGCUAUUGCGGACGAGUGGACGGAACACGCAUUCGAGAUCGUGCCUGAGAAGGAUGCUCCGAAUUCCAACAACACGUUUUCGGUCACCUUUGACCCGGCAAGCGCACAGAAUGGUGCACUAGCAUUCAAUCUUAUCAGUCUUUUUCCGCCGACAUAUAAGGGUAGGAAGAAUGGACUACGAGUUGAUAUUGCCGAGGCGCUCGCGGAUAUGAACCCUCACUUCCUCCGCUUCCCCGGUGGAAAUAUGCUCGAAGGCCUUACUAACGACACGUAUUGGGACUGGAAGGACACCCUUGGGCCGUUGAAGGACCGUCCGGGCUUCCAAGGCGUGUGGGGCUAUCAGCAAACACAUGGCCUGGGUCUCAUGGAAUACCUCGAGUGGGCCGAAGACAUGAACUUGCAAAUUGUACUCGCCGUUUGGGCCGGCUUAGCGCUUGAUGGCGGGGUCACGCCUCAAGAGGACCUGCAGCCCUUCAUCGACGACGCCCUGAACGAGAUUGAAUUCGUAUGCGGACCAGCGGACUCUACUUGGGGUUCGCGUCGUGCCGAGCUCGGCCAUCCUGAGCCGUUUGAGCUGAAUUACGUGGAGAUAGGCAAUGAGGACUGGUUGGCCGGCUACCCCGAAGGAUGGGACUCGUAUCGACAGUACCGCUUCCAGAUGUUCUUCGAUGCCAUCAAAGCCGAGUAUCCGGACAUGCAAGUCAUCGCCGCUGCCGCUACCAGCGAUCCAGCCCCAGAGGGUGAGACGACGGGGCCAAACCUAGAGGAAGGGCUCGACUUCAGCAAGACGUCGGGUGCGAUCGGGGAUUACCAUCCCUAUCGUGAGCCCGACGAGCUGGUGGACGAAUUCGACCGCUUCGAUAACGACAUCGGCCACAUCGUUGGCGAAGUAGCCGCGACGCAUGUCAACGGGGCCACACCUCCCCGCUGGGACGGCCCAUUGUACAUAUAUCCGUGGUGGAUCGGCGCGGUGGGCGAGGCAAUCUCACUGAUAGGGUAUGAGCGCAACUCGGACCGCAUACCAGGCGCCUUUUACGCCCCGGUCCUCAAGAACGUGAACAAAUUCCAAUGGCCAAUCACGCUUAUCCAGUUCAGCGCGGACCCGAACAUGACGACACGCGCCGUGACGUGGUACUGCUGGAGCCUUUUCGCACACCACCCUAUCAGCGACACGCUCCCUACGGUGAGCAAUUCCAGCUACGGCCCGCUGUACUGGGGCGCCGGCAAAGAUGAUCCAAGGAACGCACUGGUCUGGAAGGGAGCCGUAUACAAUACGACCAACAGCAGCGACGUCCCCGUGUCGGUACACUUUCAGGGAGUCACGCCAGGCACCAAAGCGUCGCUAACUGUUUUGACCAACACUGUGGGCGAUCCGUAUGCAUACAACGACCCGUUUACGGGUGUAAAUAUUGUUAACUCGACGACGAGAGAAGUGACAGCGGGCGUGGCAGGAGCGUUUGAGUUCAGUCUGCCCGAGUUGAGUGUUGCGGUUCUGGAUACAGAUCCAGCCGGUGUUUCGAGUGGCGUGUAUCGCGCAUAA
Molecule: messenger RNA, 2043 nt
Organism: Trematosphaeria pertusa
Lineage: Eukaryota; Fungi; Ascomycota; Dothideomycetes; Pleosporales; Trematosphaeriaceae
Product: glycoside hydrolase family 51 protein
Exons: 4
Coding region: 1-2043 (680 amino acids)
Biological process (GO): L-arabinose metabolic process
Molecular function (GO): alpha-L-arabinofuranosidase activity
Source: RefSeq, a predicted model, not a curated record